Molecule: messenger RNA, 772 nt
Organism: Coregonus clupeaformis (lake whitefish)
Lineage: Eukaryota; Metazoa; Chordata; Actinopteri; Salmoniformes; Salmonidae
Product: complement C1q-like protein 2
Exons: 1
Coding region: 87-659 (190 amino acids)
Molecular function (GO): protein binding
Source: RefSeq, a predicted model, not a curated record
UCUCUGUGCCUCACACUGUCUGGGGCACAAGGUGAGGGGACCAGUUUAUCUGACUGUCAGCUUGACACCUGCUCUUUAUCAGAGAGAUGGCUGUGCUGAAGGAGAAACUGGAAACCAUGGACCAGAAACUAGGAGCUGUGGCGACCAGGCUACAAGUCAGCGAGAGCCAGGUGGACGAACUGAAGCGUGCGAACAAAGCUCAAGAAGAACAACUGAAGAUAUUAAAGAAGGACAUAGCCGCUGGUCAGCCAAAGGUGGCCUUCUCCGCAGCUCUAAGAACGUCUGGUUCUGGUUUCAUCGGACCCUUCACCACUGACACACCCUUGCAGUACAAAAGAGUAUUCUCCAACUUCGGCAGUGGAUACAACCCUGCUACAGGUGUCUUCACAGCCAUGGUCAGAGGAGUGUACUAUUUCCGCUACACCAUGUUCUACAUUGGAAGCCCCAACGCUGUUGUGGCUUUGUUUAAGAACAGUGAGAAGCUCGUGUCCACAUGGAACGUCAAUUCAGGAAGUCAAGAAGAUUCCUCCAGCAACGCUGCCAUAGUGCAGCUGGAGGUGGGAUACAAUGUCUAUGCCCAGCUCUCCGCUAACAGGAGAGUCUACGAAGAUGCUGGAAACUACAACACCUUCAGUGGGUUUCUACUCUUCACCAACUAAUAUUAAAUAACAGGUUUACAGUUCAUUUGGCUGUAAACAACAGAAGGGUUUUCAGAAAUUAUAUCACAACUGUAUGAAAGUAAAAUGAAAUAAAAAAAGUUUACAAAAAUAAA